CUCGCCGCCCACGUUCCCGCUCGGUCCUCCGCCGCGUCCCUUCGUGCGUGUCCGUGGGUCCGUGUCCGUACGUUCCUCAGCGCCUCCUCACGCCGUACGAGUCGCCCGCCGCUCUGCUCUGCCAUGCGCACAAGAAUAUGGCUGACGGUAACCCUGCUGGCCCUCGCGAUGGAGGCCGUGUGGAGUGACCCCCUCGGCGGCGGCUCCUCGGGGAGGAACGCGGCCAAGCCCCGCGCCUCGGCCCAGAUCUACCCUCUGGCGGACCGGGAGGGCAACUCCCUGUACGCCCUGCCGCCCAAGCUCACCGGGGAAAUGAUCCAGAGCCUGGCCAGGACCCGCCACUGGAGGCCCUACCAGGCCAUCGGCACGUCGUACGACGUCGCGAGAAAACCAGGCCAGUCCAGCCACCGGGGAAGGAGAGAUGCCACCAGCCCAGUGUGCCCUGAUGGGAAGGUGUUCCGCAGAGGUGUGUGCCAGUGCCCAUACCUCUCCGAGUGGGACGAGGACCAGGGGGCAUGCGUCUGCACCUACGGCACAUAUCGCGACAGCAGGGGUAACUGUCACCCUUACUUGUAGACUGCAUGACUACGUGGCAUGACAUGUCAUCAACAGGAUGGCAUGUCAUCAACUGGAAACCACUGAAGUGUCAUGGAGUUUGGACAUUCCCUUCUAAAGAAUAGCGAAGCAACAUGAAUCUACAGGGACUUCUCGGUAGACUUGAAGAAUGUGCAAGAAUAACUCAGUCUUGUUACAUACCUUAUACUAGUUACACUAGUACUACUUAACAAGCUGGUUUGCUGUUAGGAACUCACUAACAUUGUUUUUCAAUUUGAAAAAAAUUAUCACAAACAAAUAGAUGUCUAAACAAACAAUACAGUAAUUAUAUACUGUAUAUAUUAGAUGUAUCUGUAUGCCUAACUUAUGUAAACACACACACACACACACACACACACACACACACACACACACACACACACACACACACACACACACACACACACACACACACACACACACACACACAACAAACCACCAUUAAUUGUUAAUUAUGUCACAUAGGAUCUUGCUAUCUCCUCAGUCUUUUCCCAUUCUUCUUAUUUCUUCUCUAUUGGUUAAUCCAAUAACCAAUGGUUUCCUCUCUAAUGGUUAAUCCACUUCUAUGUAUAUAUUCCAACUACAGUUUCUCUUUCUUAGAACAUGAAGUAAUCUUAUGCAAAAAUUAAAUUAUAUAAAUGUUAAAUCACAAGUACAUAAAAAACACAGAUAGAACAAAAAAAAAAUCUCAUUAUACUGUGCCAGAUCGAAGUUCCAACACAGCAUGAAAUACUUUCCUUUAUUUCCACAUUUUUUAAGAAUUAAAGUCACUGUACUGACUUACUAUACCAAGACCGAAAAUAAAAAAAGAAAAUGAUGUGCCUCAAUAUCUCACUGAUUUCUGUUUUGUAUGCAAUUAGAAUAAAUAUAUAUAUAUAUAUAUAUAUAUAUAUAUAUAUAUACAAAAUUUUUCAACUCAUUAGUUUCACUAGGUUGUCAUAUUGACCCAGCAUUGAUUUUAAGGUUGAAACCUCUGAAACAUGUCAAAUAAUAAUAAUAAUAAAAAGUUCCAGAAUCAGUUGUGAUUGUAUAGAGGAGAUUUAAUAUUAUGUAUAUUCUUUCAAUAUAUGCAUGUACCUUAAUGAUAUUAUAGGCUAAGUUUUAAAAAAUGUAUAGCAUGAAACUUUUCACACUUAAUAAAUAUAGUCAGUCUUUGAUAAUUUUACGCUUGAUUACCAAAAAAAAAAAAGAAAAAAUGUAUAUUAGCUACUACAUGUAUGCAGCACAAAGCAUAAUAUUUAUUUUUAAUAUUACAGUAAAUGGCCAGUCAGCCAGAAUCAAUAUUCCCAAGACCCUCCUAAAAAUUGAUUUGAAAUUACGUUUAAAUAAUUAUCUGCCUAGAUCAUUUAUCUGAUUAAAAAAGUAAAUCAUGAUUUAACCCAAAUAUUAUGCUAAAUAUAUAUCACCUAUGUUAAUUGCCACUAAUACUGCCUUAUACAUACACAGGCAGGCAUAAUUAAACAAAACGAUACUAUGCAUUAAAAUAUGUAAAUUCAUAAUAAACUGCAUUUCAUUAUCUUUGUAUCUGCCAACCAAUUUACAAGCUAUUAACCCCAUUAUAUCUAUGUAUUGAACAAUGUAUUCAAGUAAUCAUUCAUGUAGAAGUAUCAAUAAAAUAAAAAUUAGACCCUG
Penaeus indicus is the source of this 2226-nucleotide messenger RNA. RefSeq lists its product as uncharacterized. NCBI's taxonomy places the organism in Eukaryota, Metazoa, Arthropoda, Malacostraca, Decapoda, Penaeidae. The record is from RefSeq and is a predicted model, not a curated record. The transcript has 3 exons. The coding region runs from base 124 to 576 and encodes 150 amino acids.